AACUGUAGUAGAAAAGGAUAAACGUACGAUAAGACAUAUAGUGUUGGAAAUGAUGGUGGGUGAUGAUGAUGAAACCUAUGGAAUUGGAGCUGAAAGAGACGAACAUAUGGUGGGUGAUGCUAAUAGAACGUAUAAUGUUGGAUGUCGUUACUUAUUGACUGUUGUAAUGGGAUGA
This is a messenger RNA of Dentiscutata erythropus, 175 nucleotides long. The record is from the annotation of a GenBank genome assembly. Lineage: Eukaryota; Fungi; Glomeromycota; Glomeromycetes; Diversisporales; Gigasporaceae.